Molecule: messenger RNA, 525 nt
Organism: Trichechus manatus latirostris (Florida manatee)
Lineage: Eukaryota; Metazoa; Chordata; Mammalia; Sirenia; Trichechidae
Product: putative serine protease K12H4.7
Exons: 2
Coding region: 27-389 (120 amino acids)
Biological process (GO): proteolysis
Molecular function (GO): serine-type exopeptidase activity; dipeptidyl-peptidase activity
Source: RefSeq, a predicted model, not a curated record
UGGAAACUAUUUCCCACAAAACCACCAUGGCCCAAGCUCUUGGGUGGCUGCUGCUGCUGCUCUUCUGUUCCUAUGCUCAGAGUUUUCUCUGGAGACGGACUCGCGGUGCCUCAUCGAGCAAAGAGAAGCACCCUACUGAGGGCUGGUUCUGGCAAAAGUUGGACCAUUUUAGCAAAAAUGGUUCACGUUUCUGGCUACAGAGAUAUUUCCUUAAUGAUGCCUUCUACAAACCUGGAGGCCCAAUAUUUCUGAUGAUUGAAGGGGCAUUAACAGCCGAUAUAUAUCAUCUAUCAGGGAGUAAUACCUGGGUUACGUAUGCUGAGAGACUAGGCGCCCUCUGCUUACUACUGGAACACAGAUUUUAUGGACUCAGCCAACCAGCAGGGUAAGUUUAAAGGUCUCUUUUUAGUGGUUGUUCUCAUUGCUGUUGCUAGUCUCUCUCUUUUUAAUUAGGCGAUGUUAAGUCUAAAUAUGUUCUUUAAGGGAGGUGAAUAUUUGAAAAUUCAAAUGAUAAGAAGAAAAGCA